Grammomys surdaster is the source of this 809-nucleotide messenger RNA. RefSeq names its product tetraspanin 11 (gene Tspan11). NCBI's taxonomy places the organism in Eukaryota, Metazoa, Chordata, Mammalia, Rodentia, Muridae. The transcript has 7 exons. The record is from RefSeq and is a predicted model, not a curated record. Gene Ontology annotation, cellular component: membrane. Bases 1 to 762 code for a protein of 253 amino acids.
AUGGCACACUGUAAGACAGAGCAGGAUGACUGGCUGCUGGCCCACCUGAAGUACUUGCUCUUCAUCUUCAACUUCUUCUUCUGGGUAGGUGGGACAGCCGUCAUGGCCGUGGGUAUCUGGACACUGGUGGAGAAGAGCGGUUACCUCAGCAUCUUGGCCUCCAGCACGUUCGCUGCCUCUGCUUACAUCCUCAUUUUCGUUGGUGGUCUUGUCAUGACAACUGGUUUCCUGGGCUUUGGGGCCAUCAUCCGGGAACAGAAGAGCUGUCUCUCCACAUAUUUCUGCCUGUUGCUGGUCAUCUUCCUUGUGGAGCUGGUGGCAGGGGUCCUGGCACAUGUGUACUACCAGAGGCUGAGUGACGAGCUGAAGCGGCACCUGAACAGCACCCUGACUGAGCACUACGGGCAGCCCAGGGCCGCAGAGAUCACAGCCUCCGUGGACCGGCUGCAGCAAGACUUCAAAUGCUGUGGCAGUAACAGCUCAGCCGACUGGCAGCACAGCGCAUACAUCUUGUCUCAGGAAGCACUGGGUCGCCAGGUGCCCGACAGCUGCUGCAAGACAGUGGUAGCCCGCUGUGGUCAGCGGGUCCACCCCUCCAACAUCUACAAGGUAGAGGGAGGCUGCGUGGCCAAGCUGGAGCAGUUCUUGGCUGACCACCUGCUGCUCAUGGGAGCAGUGGGCAUUGGGGUAGCCUGUCUUCAGAUCUGCGGGAUGGUCCUCACCUGCUGCUUGCACCGACGGCUCCAGCAACACUUUUAUUAGAGGAUCCCCCUGUAGCCCGCUGACCGGCCCACACAAGGGCUCACAUC